GUUGACGCAGCUGAACUAGUUCACAACAGCGAACCUAAAGCAGUUGACGCAGCUGAACUAGUUCACAAAAAGCGAACCUAAAGCAGUUGACGCAGCUGAACUAGUUCACAACAGCGUUCGCUCCUGACUGAACACGGCCGCCGGGGGGAUCUGACAAGUGGCUUUGAGGUUUUCUGGACAUAAAAAAAAACACGUUAUUUUUCAACAGACUGUAGAAGAUAUUAAUCCAAUUACAAAGAUGAUUUCCAAACUGAGCCACAGCCUGAGGAGCGCUGCCCCGGCCCUGACCAGAGCUGUCCACUCUGGGACGCGUCCUGCCUCUACCGCUGCCUCCAAACAGAAGAUAGACCAACCGCUCACCGCUGAGGAGGUGUAUGCCAGAGAGGAGAAGUAUGGAGCACACAACUACCACCCACUUCCUGUGGCGCUGGAGAAGGGAAAGGGUCUGUAUUUGUGGGACGUGGAGGGCAACAGAUACUAUGACUUCCUGAGCGCCUACAGUGCAGUGAACCAGGGCCACUGCCACCCCAAGAUCAUCGCUGCUCUGAACGCCCAGGCCUCCAAGCUCACCUUGACCUCCCGGGCCUUCUACAACGACAUCCUGGGGGCCUACGAGGAGUACAUCACCACUCUGUUUGGAUACGACAAAGUACUGCCCAUGAACACAGGUGUGGAGGGCGGCGAGACGGCCUGUAAGCUGGCCCGUAAGUGGUCCUACACCAUGAAGGGCGUUCCCAAGAAUCAGGCGAAAAUUAUCUUUGCAAACGGUAACUUCUGGGGACGAACCAUGGCGGCCAUCUCUAGCUCUACAGAUCCUAGCAGUUACGAGGGCUUCGGUCCCUUCAUGCCCGGCUUUGGGCUCAUCCCUUACAACGAUAUCCCUGCUCUGGAGAAAGCUCUACAGGACCCGAACGUAGCAGCCUUCAUGGUGGAGCCCAUCCAGGGAGAGGCUGGUGUGGUAGUUCCUGAUGCUGGGUACCUCACUACUGUCAGACAGCUCUGCACUCAGAACAACGUGCUGUUCAUUGCUGAUGAGGUGCAGACUGGACUGGCCCGUACGGGUAGACGGCUGGCCGUGGACCAUGAGGAAGUACGGCCGGACAUCGUGAUCCUAGGAAAGGCUCUGUCAGGAGGAGUCUACCCUGUAUCUGCGGUGCUGUGUGAUGAUGAGGUGAUGCUGACCAUCAAGCCUGGAGAGCACGGCUCUACCUACGGUGGAAACCCUCUGGCCUGUGGCGUUGCCAUGGCAGCUCUAGAGGUUCUGGAGGAAGAGAAGCUGGCGGAGAACGCUGAGAAGAUGGGCCAGUUGCUGAGGUCAGAACUGUCAAAGCUUCCUAAAGAGAUUGUCCCCAUCGUCCGGGGAAAGGGCCUCCUCAAUGCCAUCGUCAUCAAAGAGACUAAAGACUAUGAUGCCUGGAGAGUGUGCAUCCGUCUCCGUGACAACGGACUGUUGGCCAAGCCCACCCACGGUGACAUCAUCCGUCUGGCCCCUCCCCUCAUCAUUAAAGACCACGAGGUCAGAGAGUGUGCUGACAUCAUCCAGAGAACCAUCAUGUCCUUCUAGAACUCCUUCUAGAACCACCUAGAACUUAUCCUAGAACACUGGAACCAACAAAGCAACUAUCAUCUGCUGUGAACUAUCAUCUAUUGGAAUGUGUUACUAAUUCUAAACAUUUAGCAAAUGCAUGUUAUUGUAUUGUAAGCAGUACUCUCUUUUAAGUUAAUUUACUGUGAAAAUGUAUGUGGAGAAUACAUUUUUUUUCACAGUACUGCUAUUUUGUAGUAAUGUCAAUCUAAGCAUCAUCCAAGCUGAAGGUUUUCUCUUCUGAAGUGCUGGGACUGAAAAGGGUUACAGGGUUAUUACACUGCUGCGCCAAAGCACCUUGGGGUGACCCUAAACCCAGGGAUGUUUUUAACUCUUGCAUCUGGUUAGUUGGGAGACGGUUGAGAUACUGAUUUUAAUUUUGUUGUUAAUUCUGGCAACUACUACUGCAGCAAAGCUAUAUUAAAAAAAAAAAAAUGUAAUGUGCUUAAACAACUUUUUCACUGUCUAAAACGGAGCAUUGUUUUACAAACAAAGAAACAUAAAUUACUUUAACAUUUAAAUAAUUGUAUUUGCUUGUUGGUGAAAUGAGCAAAAAAAAAAGUUUUUACUGAAAGACACAGGUAUAACCAAUAAGGAUAUUUUAAGUAUUUAAAAGGAAAUAUUUUAAUACCACUAUAACUCAGUGAAAGAAUUGAACUGCUGUUCUGUUCUGUUACUACCCUAUAGGCCCUGGUAUAAAGUAGUGCACUACUACCCUAUUAGGCCCUGGUCUAAAGUAGUGCACUACUACCCUAUUAGGCCCUGGUCUAAAGUAGUGCACUACUACCCUAUUAGGCCCUGGUCUAAAGUAGUGCACUACUAAGGAAAUAGGGUGCCAUUUCAGAGAUGACCUCUAAUUAAGCAAUGAGGCCCGAGGAGGUGUGGUAUAUGGCCAAUAUACCACGGCUAAGGGCUGUGCUUAAGCACGAUGCAACGCGGCCCUUAUCCGUGGUAUAUUGGCCAUAUAUCACAAACCCCCGAGGUGCCUUAUUGCCGUUAUAAACUGGUUACCAACGUAAUUAGAGCAGUAAAAAUAAAUGUUUUAUCAUACCCGUGGUAUACGGGUCUGAUAUACCACGGCUUUCAGCCAAUCAGCAUUUUAAUGCUCGAUCCAUCCCGUUUUUUUAUAAUUUGUGAUAUAUUAUACUUCCUCCAGCGACAAUGCGUUUAUGAGUGACAUCGUUUAGGAGUCAUCUGUUCCUCUGCUAAGAUCCGUUCGGUCAGGGGCCUCUUCAGUAUUAAUCUGUACACUCUGUGGCUGCCUCUCAAAUGGUUCUCUAUGGGAGCUGGGCAACUAUUGCAUCAAUGUAGGAAAUACGGGACCAUUUAAAAUGCAUCCCAGUGUUUGUUGGAAACUUGCUAAAGAGAGGACAAUAUUUUAAAAACCAACUGGAAACUGUUGCUGGCUGAAUAUAAUGUUGGAUUCUAUUGCAAUACAAAUAUUUUAAGUUGUUACAUAAAAUGUUCAUAAUAAUAAAUAGCUGGUGUCUUA
Molecule: messenger RNA, 3077 nt
Organism: Salmo salar (Atlantic salmon)
Lineage: Eukaryota; Metazoa; Chordata; Actinopteri; Salmoniformes; Salmonidae
Product: ornithine aminotransferase, mitochondrial
Cellular component (GO): cytoplasm
Molecular function (GO): pyridoxal phosphate binding; L-ornithine transaminase activity; identical protein binding
Source: RefSeq, a predicted model, not a curated record